UUGCAGGUUCUGGUCCUUGAUGGCAGAGGACAUCUACUUGGCCGUCUCGCUGCCAUUGUUGCUAAGCAAGUUUUGCUUGGGCGUAAAGUGGUUGUCGUGAGAUGUGAAGGUAUCAACAUUUCUGGCAACUUUUACCGCAACAAACUCAAAUACCUUGCUUUCCUGCGUAAACGUAUGAACACAAACCCUUCCCGUGGGCCAUACCACUUCAGAGCACCCAGCCGCAUCUUCUGGAGGACUGUAAGAGGUAUGCUGCCACACAAGACUAAGCGAGGACAGGCUGCUCUGGAGCGACUGAAGGUCUUUGAUGGUAUCCCACCUCCUUAUGAUAAGAGAAAGCGUAUGGUGGUCCCUGCUGCCCUGAAGAUCGUGCGUUUGAAGCCAACACGCAAGUUUGCCCUCCUUGGCCGCCUUGCCCAUGAGGUUGGCUGGAAGUACCAGGCAGUCACUGCUACCCUGGAGGAGAAGAGGAAGGCAAAGGCCAAGCUGCACUAUAACAAAAAGAAGCUGGUCAUGAAACUGAAGAAGCAAGCAGAGAAAAAUGUUGAAACCAAAAUUGCAAAGUACACAGACGUCCUGAAGAAAUAUGGUAUCCUCGUUUAA
This is a messenger RNA of Staurois parvus, 603 nucleotides long. The record is from the annotation of a GenBank genome assembly. NCBI's taxonomy places the organism in Eukaryota, Metazoa, Chordata, Amphibia, Anura, Ranidae.